GAUGUACGAUCCCGCGAAGGAUCGGUAUCAUCUUCACUACCAGUGGCAUCCUAACCAUGUCAGUUGGGGCAACAUCUCUUGGGGACACGCAGUCUCUGACGACUUGAUCACCUGGACCGAUGUAGGAGGAUGGGAGGGUGACCCAAGCCCAAUCAGUCGGAAACUGGGCCAAACCCUGAUUCCAGGAAUAGCUCAUACUAUGGGCCUGGGUAUCUUCAGCGGUUCUGCGCAGCCUUAUAAUCUGAAAGGAGAACAGGAUGGGACUUUGAUCAGCUUCUAUACUUCCGUCCAACAUCUGCCGACGAAUUGGGCACUCCCAUACAUCAAAGGGACCGAAAAACAGAGUAUCAUUAUCUCCAACGACGGUGGCGAGUCAUGGGAGCAAUACCAAGGCAACCCUAUCCUCUCUAGCCCACCAGAGGGUUGGAACGUCACCGGCUGGCGCGAUCCUUUCGUCGAACCAUGGCCAGAAAUGGACGCCAUACUAGGACAAGACGAGCCGCACUGGUACAUGGCUCUUGGCUCGGGAAUAAAGGGCGAGAACGGCGGCGGACGCAUUCCAUUUUACAGUGCCCCAGCAUCAAACUUGACAGACUGGACUUUCUUAGGCGCUCUAUGGGAACCUAAACCUAAUGAGACUCUUGGAUCACUGGUCGAAACAGGAACGUACGGGUUCAAUUUUGAAGUGUCGAACUUCUUCUCCUUGACUGACGAGGAUGAUGACGUUCACUAUUUCACUCUCAUGGGUACAGAGGGUGGAAACUUAACUUGGCAUCCUCGUGCUCAGUGGGGUUUAUGGAAUGAGGGAGUAGUCACCAGAAGGGAAAACGGCUCUGCCGAGUUCACUCCUGUUUCUGGUGGUGUCAUUGACUCUGGUCUCUCUUACGCAGUAACAAGCUUCCUGGACACUAAGAACAAUGCCUCCCGCCGUGUGCAAUGGGGUUGGGCAAAUGAAGAGAACAACAACUUUGGUCUUCUUCAAGCUGGUUACCAAGGAGCCAUGACCCUGCCUCGAGAGAUGUACGUCAUCAAGACUAAGGACCUUGUGAAUUCGGGCGGAGGUUUGACCACGAAAGGCAACACUCGUGUUGUUGAGCAUGGCAACGGAACAUUCACGGGCUAUACUUUGGGGGCUCGCCCGUUGCCUGAUGUUAUCGAAGGCCUCCGCCAGAGCGGCAGCCGCAAAGACAUCAAUGUCAACGGUACCUGCACAGGAAGCCGUCUUGCAGGCAACGGAAGCAGUCAUAUGGAGCUCAAAGUAACACUCAGCAACGCUACUGGUCCAGCUGGUGUGACAAUCGCUGCGUCUCCGGGCGGCGAAGAGAAGACAGUCAUCUGGUACUCACCGGAAAACUACACAAUCAACGUUGAUCGUUCGCAGUCAUCGACCAUCAACGAAUUCGCCAACUAUACCAUGCUCGGAUACUUCUAUCCAUACACUUUUGCCAACGGUACACAAGAGUCCUUACACAUGGAUAUAUUCGUCGAUGGAUCUCUUGUGGAAAUCUAUGUCAACGACCGGUUCUGGCUCACCACUCGUAUAUAUCCAGCCCGCCUCGACAGUACAGGCUUUGGCGUCUGGGUUGGGGAGAACUCGAGUGUCGUUGCCUCAGAUAUGACAGCUUGGGACCUAGGAAGUGUGAAUGUGUGGCCUGAGCGACCGCGCAAUUCAAGCAGUGAGCUCAUCUUCGACACGCCAGAGGAGACGAGCGACUAUUUGUGGUGGCAGGGCUUUUAAGAUGUCGUCUGAUCUCGGACUUUUGAUACCGAUGACCUAGCCGGGCUUACCUCCUAGUCAUGUACUACGGGUAUACUCGAUGCUUCUCGAUCCAUAGCAAAGGAAAUAGGAAAUAGAAAAUGUAUCUUCAA
Messenger RNA from Parastagonospora nodorum SN15, 1869 nucleotides. RefSeq lists its product as hypothetical. The transcript is spliced from 3 exons. The coding region runs from base 2 to 1738 and encodes 578 amino acids. The record is from RefSeq and is a predicted model, not a curated record. Gene Ontology annotation, molecular function: sucrose alpha-glucosidase activity. Lineage: Eukaryota; Fungi; Ascomycota; Dothideomycetes; Pleosporales; Phaeosphaeriaceae. Gene Ontology annotation, biological process: sucrose catabolic process.